This is a messenger RNA of Mesorhabditis belari, 498 nucleotides long. NCBI's taxonomy places the organism in Eukaryota, Metazoa, Nematoda, Chromadorea, Rhabditida, Rhabditidae. The record is from the annotation of a GenBank genome assembly.
AUGGAAACAACAAUUCAUUAUCAACAAUUCAUCGAGAUUCUUGAGAAUUAUCAAAGACAAUCAUUUGAACCGAUGAUGGACAAUUCGAUGGACUCGAUCACUGAUUUGAGUUGCUAUUCUUAUGAGAGGAGAAUAGAAGGUCAGAGCUGGGAGAAUCAGGCUUUAGCCUGGGAGAAGGUCUCGAAGGAAUGCCACUCGUGCGCGGUUUGCGGUGACUCAGCCGCCUAUGCGCACUACGGAGUUCUCACGUGUGAGGGGUGCAAGGGAUUUUUCAAACGAACCGUUCAAAAAGGUCGAAGCGAUUUCGUUUGUCUGAAAACGGGCACAUGCGAGAUCACUCCAAAUAAUCGCUCGUGGUGCCGACUUUGUCGAUGGAAGCGGUGUUUGAUCGUUGGGAUGGUUCCGAAUGCCGUUCGAAGCGGUCACCUAGCCGGUCGACGCGGAAAAUUGCCGAAAAGAAAGCAUAUUGCUGAUUUGUAUUUUCUCAAUGAUAAACAU